Messenger RNA from Symbiodinium natans, 741 nucleotides. Lineage: Eukaryota; Dinophyceae; Suessiales; Symbiodiniaceae. The record is from the annotation of a GenBank genome assembly.
AUGUUGCCAGGCAGUCGCCGUGAGACGCAUGAAAUUGCAGACUGCAAGGCUCCGAAGAAGCACGCUCACAAUGAGAAGAACAACGGCAACAACAACGACGACAACCACAACGACUGCGACACCAAUAGCAACGACAACGACGGCGACGGCGGCGGCGGCAACGAUAACGAUGACGACGACGACGACGACGACGGCGACGACGACGACGACGGCGGCGACGACGACGACGGCGACGACGGCGACGGUGACGACGGCUACGGCGACGGCGAACUCGGCGGCGGCGGCGGCGGCGACGACGACGACGAUGGCGGCGACGACGACGAGAUCGAGGAGGCGGAGGAGGAGGAGGAGGAGGAGGAGGAGGAGGAGGAGGAGGAGGAGGAGAUGCUGCUAAUGGGCCAAGAAAAUGCCAGGCCUGAGUUUAACCGCCAGAUCGACGCCAUGUCCUCCUCCGCGCCUUCCAUCCCUGGCUGCGAAGUGCAGGCCGCGGAGGCCGACCACGAUUCUGCGGGCCGGCGACGCAGCUUGCAGGCAUGGCGGGCCUGGAGCCUAGCAGCAGCCCAAGGGGCAGGCUUGGGCUUGGCAGCCGCGAAGUCCCUGAAGCUUCGGGCCAAGGUGGCUUACAACUUUGCGUUCGUGGCUGGAGCGACUCUAGGUGCAGCCAUUGCCACACUUCUUCUGAGCUACGCGCGCGGCCGCUCAGGUGCCAGGCUACAUGAGUACGUGGGAGUUCCCUUGUAA